Populus euphratica (Euphrates poplar) is the source of this 975-nucleotide messenger RNA. RefSeq names its product Pectin lyase-like superfamily protein. The coding region runs from base 1 to 975 and encodes 324 amino acids. Gene Ontology annotation, molecular function: pectinesterase activity. The transcript is spliced from 5 exons. Gene Ontology annotation, biological process: cell wall modification; pectin catabolic process. The record is from RefSeq and is a predicted model, not a curated record. Lineage: Eukaryota; Viridiplantae; Streptophyta; Magnoliopsida; Malpighiales; Salicaceae.
AUGGAGCAUCCACUAUUUAUCGUCCUCGUCACCUUGUUUAUCAUCACUUCUCGUGGGAUCUCCCAGGUUAGUGACUGCAAGCCUGGGAAUUAUGGGUCGAAAGUUGCAAUUACCAUAGUAGUUGAUCAAUCCGGCAUGGGAAAUCUUAAAACAAUUCAAGAAGCCAUUGAUUCCAUCCCAGCAAACAAUGAUCAAUGGAUCAAAGUUCAAAUUAAUCCUGGCACCUACACAGAACAAGUAGCCAUUCCAAUUGACAAGCCAUGUAUUUUUCUUGAAGGACAAGAUAGCAGCAUCACAACGAUUACUUAUGAUGCACAUGAAAGAACUGAUCUUAGCGCUACUUUUGCCUCACGACCAACCAAUGUUGUUGCGAAGGGUAUAACCUUCAAGAAUUCAUAUAACCGUGGUGCAGUUCCGGCGGUUACAGCAGUAAUUUAUGGAGAUAAGACUGCUUUCUAUAAUUGUGCUUUUCUAGGGUUUCAAGAUACAAUAUGGGAUGCCCUAGGCCGCCAUUACUUCUCUAAUUGCUACAUUGAAGGAGCAGUAGAUUUUAUAUUUGGUGUUGGCAAAUCUUUUUAUGAGGGUUGCUCAAUAAAUGUCAUUGGUGAUGGUUUUAUAACAGCUCAAGGUCGAGAAUUUCCUUUUGAGACUAAUGGUUUCGUAUUUAGUAAUUGCACUGUCACUGGACUUCAAGGUUUUCAAGCUUACCUGGGGAGAGCUUAUAGACCAUAUGCAACAGUGAUAUUUCAAAGCACGUUUUUAUCUGAAGUGGUUCAUCCCCUUGGCUGGGAUGCUUGGCAAUAUCCAGGACAGGAGAGUAAUUUCACCUUUGCGGAUAUUGAUUGCAAGGGACCAGGAUCAGAUACUUCAAAGCGUGUUCCAUGGGAAAAGAAACUUGAUGGAAGUCAGCUCGAGAAAUUUUCAAAAUCAUCCUUCAUCGACCGAGAUGGAUGGCUUGCCAAACUGCCUUUAUGA